This is a messenger RNA of Hypanus sabinus (Atlantic stingray), 2379 nucleotides long. RefSeq names its product gastrula zinc finger protein XlCGF49.1-like. Gene Ontology annotation, cellular component: PcG protein complex; transcription regulator complex. The record is from RefSeq and is a predicted model, not a curated record. Bases 928 to 1563 code for a protein of 211 amino acids. Gene Ontology annotation, molecular function: DNA-binding transcription factor activity, RNA polymerase II-specific; RNA polymerase II cis-regulatory region sequence-specific DNA binding. Gene Ontology annotation, biological process: regulation of transcription by RNA polymerase II. The transcript has 3 exons. Lineage: Eukaryota; Metazoa; Chordata; Chondrichthyes; Myliobatiformes; Dasyatidae.
AUUGCAUGGUUGCACUUAACCUAUUAUCAUAGAAUAUAAUUAUCAAGCAAGUAAAAUAACUUUGCUUAGAAGCAAAGGGUUGUUAGUGAGAAAAGUUUACUUUAGGAUUAGCGGGUAAUUCACGGACCACCAUAGAUGUAGCCUUACUAAUACGACUGAUUCGGAGCAGACGGCAGGGCCCGCAGCGCUUAGCAGUGUUCCUCGGAGGUAUAAAAAUAACAGAAAUAAAGCAAUUCAUUUUUUUACACUUUUAGCCACCUAAAUUGGAACCAAGUAAUCAAGUAUGAAAAAAGAAACUGUGAUGAACUAUUGCUAAAGCCACGAAUAUUGCUGAAUACUAGUCUCAAAAGUGUUAGACCUGUGGUGAGAGAUUUAUUUGAAGAAAAACCCCAACUGGAGGCAAACCACGACUGAAGACGAGGGAGCAGCAACAAGUGAACCAGCCCGAGGACUGAGAGCACCGACUGGAGAGAACCCAUCUGACUCGGAGAUUCCAGUGAUUCAGUCAGGAGAAAGUUUGGUUAAAAAUGAGAAGGAAUUUGUCUCCAGGAAUCUCAAACUUGGCACACCAGUUUUGCUGUCUCUGUCCAGAUAUUUAAGAAGUGGAGCAAGGGAUUCAAUCGACCAUCCUUCCUGCUCAGACUGUGGGGAGGGAUUUAUUCGGUCAUCUGACCAACUGGCACGCCCGUCAUUUUACACAGGAGAAAGGCCAUUCACCUGCUCAGAUAGUGGGAAUGGAUUCACUUGGUUAUCACAAUUGAAGGUACAUCCGCAAGUUCACACUGGGCAAGGCCAUUUACCUGUUCUGUGUGUGAGAAGGGGUUCAGUCUGUCUUCCCAUCUGUGGACACACCAGUCAGUUCACACUGGGCAGAGGCUGGUCAUCUGAAGAAUUUGUGGAGAAGGAUUCACUCGGUCAUCUGAUCUAAUGGCUCACCAGCUAGUUCACUACGGGGAGAGGCCUUUCACCUGCUCGGACUGUGGGAAGAGAUUCAUUCAGUCAUCCACCCUACUGGUACAUCAGCGAGUUCACACUGGAGAGAAGCCGUUCACCUGCUCGGACUGCGGGAAGAGAUUCACUCAGUUAACCCACCUACAGAGUCAUCAGCGAGUUCACACGGGGGAGAGGCCAUUCACCUGCUCAGAAUGUGGGAAAGGAUUCACUGAGUUAUCCAGCCUACAGAGACAUCAGCGAGUUCACACUGGGGAGAAGCCAUUCACCUGCUCAGAAUGUGGGAGGAGAUUCACUCAGUCAUCCACUCUACUGAGACAUCAGGGAGUUCACACUGGGGAGAAGCCAUUCACCUGCUCAGAAUGUGGGAAGAGAUUCACUCAGUCAUCCACCCUACAGAGUCAUCAGCGAGUUCACACUGGAGAGAAACCAUUCACCUGCUCAGUCUGUGGGAAGAGAUUCACUCAGUCAUCCACCCUACAGAGUCAUCAGCGAGUUCACACUGGAGAGAGGCCAUUCACCUGCUCAGUCUGUGGGAAGAGAUUCACUCACUGUUCCAGCUUACAGAGACAUCGGCAAGUUCACACUGGGGAGAGGCCAUUCAUCUGCUGAGAAUGUGGGAAGGGAUUCAGUCCCCAACUACUGGCACACCAGUCAGUUCACAAUGGGGAGUGGCCUUUGUUAUGAAUCUCUAGGUUUUGUUUGCUGUGGACUAUCACUUUAAGAGAGUGAGAGAGAGAGAAAUGAAGAAGGUGAAUCAGUUUGACUUGCAGCCUUUUUACAUCGCUCGCAGCUUGUUUAGUUUUAACCAAGGACACAGACACUCAGAGUCAGAUGGGGAUGAAGGAGGAAAAAUGGAAGGAUCGAAACCAGGGAACCAGUGGGCAAGGGUCUCUGUUUGGAAUUUUCCUAUGCCCACAAGGGUGGGUUACUUAUCGAUUCAGGAAACGUCGAAUGUGUGGUUGUUACCUUGUUUGAUCCAUAGGAGUGGAUCUGUUUUGGGGUAUUCUGUGAAGACCACUGAUGUGUUAACCCUUGCCUAGAUGUGGUGUGGUAAUUCACUUGACGAUACCUCUUGUGCCAAGUCACUUUCGGUGAUAGUUCGUAUGUGGAUUUGGAACGAUGACAGAUAAAAUCUACAGCGACUGUUCUCUCAUUUUACCACCAUGGAACCUGUGGAAUUCAACAUAAUUGCCUUCUCUCGACAUUUACCCUGAAUUACAAAUAUCUCUCUCAUCACCUAUUCCAUGGUUGAACUGAACUUUCAUACUUUACCAUCUCAAGACUCCAAGCCUUGUUUCCCCCGAGAAUAGUUUGGGAGUUAUAUUUACACACAUAUAUACACAUGACACUUAACUUUUGUUUAUCUUUCUUAAGUUACUAUAUUAUAAGUGGAUUGUAUUAAAGAUUGUUUUAACAUCAAAAACA